This is a messenger RNA of Ctenocephalides felis (cat flea), 1293 nucleotides long. RefSeq lists its product as uncharacterized. The transcript is spliced from 3 exons. The record is from RefSeq and is a predicted model, not a curated record. Bases 24 to 1202 code for a protein of 392 amino acids. Lineage: Eukaryota; Metazoa; Arthropoda; Insecta; Siphonaptera; Pulicidae.
CAGAAAUCAUAACAGUCUACAAAAUGAAUUCAGUGUGUAUAUUAGUUUGCUCUGCUCUUUUGGUUGGAACAACUUUUGCAGAGGAAAAAUGUAGCAUAGUUUUCCCACAAAAAGGAGCCGCUUUCCGACCUUUACUUUACAAUGCCGACGAAACGGAAUUACUUUUGGAAAAUCACGAAGGUGCUUACAAAGUUCCUUCAGGAAAUAGCGUGAUUUUCACAUGCAAACAACAUGAAAUCACAGACGAAACCAUUCACAGUGUGAUUGCCCAUUGUAGAAAUGGUCAGCUGGUGGAUGAAAAUGGACAAAGUGUAGAGCCUUCGGAAAUAUCUUGCCAACUUCGUGUUUUGGAACUAAAGCCUGUUUUGUCCACGAAAUGUAGCGGCAGUUUGGCUAAAUAUCAAUUUCACAAACCAGGCUCUCAAGAUUUGUCCACAGUGGCGGAAACUUGUUAUGAUAUAGAUCGCAAUAUACCUGUUUAUUCUCAUUAUAAAGUGGCUUUACCACCACAAUUCCUCGAAAAUGAGGAUUUGGAUCCUGCGCCAUAUAUGUCAGCAGUCGAUAUUUUAUCAGUAUAUCGAUCAGACGAGAUCAAUAAAGUAGUCACUAAACUUUUAGGAGAAGGUCAUGUAAGACGUGAAAAUGUUUUGUAUACUGUAUCCCUUAUCCCCAAGGAGCAUUUGCACGCACAAUUCAAGGAUGUCAGUAGACGAGCACAUAAUCUUAUAACCCUUUGGGACAAUGUUCUAUAUGGUAACUUCGAAAACUUGGUACAGGAUAUUAGGAAAUUGAGAAAACAUCAACGAACUUUGGAAGUAUACUCUGGAGUUUCCCAAACACCUGCACAACUAACAAACAGUAAAGGAAAACUAACAGAUUUAUAUCUAAAAACAAGAAGAACUCAGAGAUCCUUCCCAAUUCCUGAAUAUUACUGGGCAGUUGUCUACGAAAGGGAAUCCCAAAAAGCUGUUGCCUUUAUCAUCAGAAACGAUUUAGAAGGUUCCACAACCAAUAUGUGUAGAAAUGUUUGCGAAGAUCUAGCUUGGGCUGAGAAUCUAAAACUUAAUGAUAACUACAAAAAUGCAGAAAUUGGACAAACCACUUGUUGCAAUAUUAAGGAGUUCCUAAAUGUCGUGAAAAAUGUUCCAGCACUUCGUGAUAUUGCUACAACCGUUGGUGAUGAUGGAAUUUUGAAAGAAUAAUUGAAAUUUAUUAAUGAAUUCUAUAUAUAAAAAGGCAUGACCAAUUGGAGAUGGUUAACACUGUGGUUAAAAUUAAGGUAAUGGAACGAGA